AUGACUUCAUCUGAGUUUUAUAAUAAUUUGAUAAUAUCAUCUAUAUUUCCUUUUAAAACUAACAAACAACCAACUAAAUCAAAAACUUUACGUCAUACGUUUCUCGAUGGUCUCGCUUUAUUACUUAAUGGUUCAAAUAAAUGUACAUCAGUUUAUCCAUUGUUGAAAGAAAAAAAAAUAUUAAUAACAUGUAAUGAAUCAUUAAAAAACGAUGAUAAAAUUUAUUUUGAUGAAUUUUUUGGUUUAAUAAGAGAAUAUUCACAAUAUUGUUUAACAUCAAAUCGACAUGAUAUGAAAAAAAUAUAUUUAUUAUUAGAAUCUAUUAUAUUUGAAUAUAACAAGAAUAAAAGUAUUAAACGUAUAACUGAUGAUUUAUUUAAUGAUGUUGUUUCAAAUCUUAAAAAAUUAUCAAAUGCUAAUGUUGAUGAUUUAUGUCAAAAAAUUACUUAUGGCAAAUUAAAAAAAGGUUCACCCGAAUAUUAUUAUUUAAAACAGAAAAAUAUUCUUUUAAAAGAAUUUAUUUUAAAAUUAUAUAAUUGGAUCGAUUAUAUUAUUUCAAAUCGACAUGCAAUCAAAAACAAUAAAAACAAUGUUGAACUAGAAAUUAUUUUGAAAUUUCAAGUAAUUGGUGAAUUAUUAUAUAAUUCUGAAAUAUUUCGUUCUAUACUAUCAAAAGUAUAUUCAAUUGAAUAUCAAGAUAGAUUUAUUGAAAAUAAAUUUGUUGAAUAUGAUUCAAGUUUAAAAUUAUCAACAUGUUUACAUAGUGAAAUUCGAAUGAUAGAUUAUUUAAUUGAACAAAAUAUAAAAGAAGUUUAUGAUAAUGAUGUAGAAAUUGGAAUAUCAAAAUUACCAUGUUAUUUAUGUUCAUUAUAUAUUGCAAAAUUAAAUGGUGAUUUAAAUCGAACGUUUUAUAUUGGUUCUUUAAGAACUAAUGAAAAAAUUUAUCCAAAUUGGAUGUUUAGAAAUAAUGAAAAAGAUAAAAUAAUCGAUGAUAUUCAUAAUCAAUUAUAUACAUUUAUCAAAAAUGAAGUACAACUAUUGCAAUUAAGAAUAAGAAAUAAAAGUGGAGAUAGUGAUAUGCAAGACACAGAAAUAGGUGAUGACGAUGAUGAUAAUUUUUUCGUCCAUGUAAACAUGAAUGACAAAGAAAAUCCAUAA
Molecule: messenger RNA, 1158 nt
Organism: Rotaria sordida
Lineage: Eukaryota; Metazoa; Rotifera; Eurotatoria; Philodinida; Philodinidae
Source: the annotation of a GenBank genome assembly